Molecule: messenger RNA, 2718 nt
Organism: Neospora caninum
Lineage: Eukaryota; Apicomplexa; Conoidasida; Eucoccidiorida; Sarcocystidae
Exons: 1
Coding region: 1-2718 (905 amino acids)
Source: RefSeq, a predicted model, not a curated record
AUGCCACGGGCUUCGGAAGAUAUGCCUGGCACCGUUGCCGGCCUCGCUAGCUGGGUUACGGGCUUUACGAGAAGCGAGAUAAGUUGUGAUUCAACAAAAGCCCUGGCUUUCGAGGGAAUUUCGGCGCUACGCUCGUCCGGCAUGCCUGCUCUCCAUGACCGACAAGAUGGGAUACUGCUUUCAGUCAAUCGUCCCUGCCACCUGAAUCCUUCCCCUCCGGAUAGAAUGCGCCAUAAUCUCCAGGCGCCCUAUGAGCCUUCUGGAUCUCAUGGAUCUACUCUGGCGCAGACUCGAGGAGGGCUUCAAAUCCCGGCGGUCCCUCGCCAUUCUCCUGAUUCACGUGACUGGACACAAGAUGGGAUGUGUCCGGUGCGAGCCGGGGUUGGUGGCUUCUCGGGACCCGCAUGCCGGAAUACCCCUGGAUGCAGGUCUUCCCCGGCAGAGACAUUCCCCAGGCGAAGUGCGACAUCCAGCUCCGCAACGGUUUCCUUGCGCCUUGUCUCUGGCGCCUUGGCCCCGGGCGGCUCUAAAUUCGCCGUUGAGAACGAAGAUGACAGUGACGCCGAGGCAGAGGCAGGAUGCACCAAUAGACAGGAUUCGGCGACGUGCACCUCAGGUGCCAGCCCGCGCGUGCUGAAGAAGGAAUCCGUUUGUGACUGGCCUCUGAAGUCCGCAGGAAAGUCAAGCGGGCGAGAGGUGUCCACCGGUUGUCUGCCGGCGCCGUUUUCUUCCGCCUCAGUCGAUUUGGCGUCUCGCGCGAUCAUUAAUCUGUACACCGCAGCCGCGAAAGAGUCUACGGUGACGGCGGGAGCGCCGACUCUUGAGGCAAUGGACUGCCGCAGGGAGCAUGGUCACAUGAAUCUCUUUAUGUGGCUAGAGCGGAGGAAGCUGAAGCCGACGCUUGUCCGGUCACAAGCGUACGACGCCUUCAGGAUGUGGUGUUGUAGUGGGAAUUCAUCAUCCUGCGCGUGUGCGCAUCAGGCGUCUGUGGGCGCAGAAUCUCCCCUGAGCUCAAGUCAACGUGUACAGCUGUUGUCGCCGGAAAUAUUGCCUCCCCUCGUGAAAGCAUCUUUUGACACCGUUGGAGCGAGGAGGAUCCGUGCUGGAUGCCCGCACCAGUGGACAUGGAAAGGCGAUAACGUUAUCAUGGCGCUGCCGCCCGCGAGCGUCCUCGCCUCGCGUGGCAUGCAGCCGGCUCUCAGCGAGCAGAGCCGCCCACUGUGGCGCCGAGCCAGUACUGACGACGGCCGACUCCAAGGCUGGACGGAGGAGCAGCUGGAAGUGCGCGUGGCCGUGCGACAGCGCCAGCCUCGGGCGUCGGGCCUGCGAGGGUUUGUGCGGCGCAUGUCGAAGAAAGUCACCUUUUCUUUGGACACGCCUGAGAAAGUUCGUUCUCGAGACGGAGAAGAUGGGGGCAACAGACAGUGGAUUUCCGGAUUCGUGCCGUCUCCGGUCUCGGAAACGCAUGCAACAGGCGGCCAUUUGGGAGGGAAUGGUCACGCGCUGCGGACAGCAAACGACUCGUGGAGAGAAGAGGGAAGGCUCUCACGACAGUCGUCCUCAGGAGGGGAGGAAAGUAGCCGACGCUCGUCACGAAGCAUGUCUAGAACUAGCGACACCAGUCAAGAUGGGACGCCUUCGUCAGUCACCCGCCGAGGCCGGAGCGGGGGUUUGUCCCGGCGGAGGCGCGGCCUCUCGCCGCUUCCUCUUCUAUUGGAUCUGCUCGGAGAAGAUGAGCCUUUUUUGUCCCAAGUCGUUUUGGAGCCUCAACUUGACCAAAACGACGGGAACUAUUCGGCGCACGCCGUCCCUCGGGCGGUUAUAGGAGCGGCAGGCUCAGGCUGGGGGGACAGUGCGUUGCUGCCAUCGGGUCCAGGAGUUCCUGGCGGGACUUCGAGAGGUCUGUAUCACCCGCUUGAUAGACCCGAGACGCUUUUUCCACAGGCUCGUGCGCGGCAUUUGAGACGCCAGUUUUUUCGUCACAGGUCAGCGCCUGGUGGAAGCCCGAUAUCGUGGGCCACAUUGAACGGAGAGCUAUCGAAAUACCCUAGUUUAUUGGUGUCGCCUCCUGUGUCGACUCCGCUUGCUCCAGCAGGUGUGUCGACUGCCCCUACAUCUUGUUCCAGCAGUGUGAGCAGCCGGGGCAACCCAGAGAGCACACUCUCUGGGAGCGAAUCUGUUUCGAAGCAAGAGGAUUCGGUGCCCUGUCCCGACAGGGGAAAAGGGAAGAAAUGGUCUGCGGUCUGUAAGCUGCGAACAACGGCACCUCCGGCGAAAGGCCAAGUCAAAAACCGUCCUAGUCGACUCUCAAGGUUCCUCUCACAUUGGAAGCUGUCUCCGGUGACCACCUUGAAUGCCACAGAGCGGGAGCCACCACCCCCAGCUGUUUGCUGUCAAUACACUCUGUCAGAGAUCGAUCAAGCAGGUCGGCAGGUCAUGGAGCUCCCCGAUGGCCUGUGUGGCAGCCAAAUAGCUGAGAGUGGUUGUGUGGCACCAGGUGUUGGCCGCGCCCCGCAGUUUCAGCUUGCUGGUUCGUCGGCGGAGCGUGAAGUCGAGACAGAGAGAGAACGGCGACGAUUCUCUGAAGAAGCACGUACAGCGCCGAGAACCCGUGAAGGAACGGAGAGUCCAGUGUUUUCUCGCACGCCACGUAAAGGAGUGGACACCGAGACGAUUGACGAUACACGGCCCCCGCUGGCGUGGAGCGGGGCUGUCUAG